AUGGUCGAGUCCCCGCGCGGGUCCGACCCCAGCUCCCGCUCGCUUCCGCCAUCGCCGCCGCCGCCGAACGCCGUGCUCGCCGCGGUGGGGGUGGAGCCCCACCCCGAACCGCGGCCGACGUCCGCUUUCGGCGCGAACGAAGUUUACGAUGUCCUCGGAUCGGACGACGCGCUGAAGGCUGAGGUGGAGGCUGCGACAGCCGCGCUGCGGGCAGACCUCAAGGCUACGUCCGAUCGACUCGCCGAGCUCGAGACCGGCGCGGCUCUGCAGGAGCUCGACGGAAUGCAGGGCGAACUCGCGAAGACGAUCAGAGCAUGGCGCGAGGAGAUGUACGGUGGCACGAUGGAGGCUUUGUCCGAGCUCGAGGCGCUAAAGCUCGCAAUCGAGAAGGGAGGAUCGCUGGACGCCGACGUCGUUCGCAUGGUCGAGGAGCUCGCGGCGACGAAGCUCGAGGCGAACGAACUCGGGGCCGUUCACCCGCCGGAGUUGGCGGCGGCGCUGGCGAGCAUCGGGGACACGGACACGAUCGAGGGGGUGGAGUCGUGGAUCGAGGGGCUCGCCGCUCGCGUCGUCGACGCGCACGGGGCCGAGCCUCCGUCGCCGCUCCCUCCGGCGGAGAUGGACGUGGAAGACAUGGACGACGCGGAGAUCGACGCGAGGAUCGCCGCGAUGGAGCUGAGGCUGGAGGAGGCAAAGGCGAGCCGGGACGAGGCGCUGAGGCUCCGAGCGCGGGUGGAGCGAGAGGCGGCGGAGUUCGUGUCGACGCUGGCGGAGGAUGGCGCGGCCGGUCGUCCUGGUGGCGUCGUCGCGACGGACGUGGUGCGUAAGGUUCUGGAGGCGGUGGGCGGUGGCGCGGAACUGGACGAGCUUCGCGGGAUACUCGAGGAGGACGCCGGCGGCUAG
Messenger RNA from Micromonas commoda, 903 nucleotides. RefSeq lists its product with no specific name. The record is from RefSeq and is a predicted model, not a curated record. The coding region runs from base 1 to 903 and encodes 300 amino acids. Lineage: Eukaryota; Viridiplantae; Chlorophyta; Mamiellophyceae; Mamiellales; Mamiellaceae. The transcript has a single exon.